Molecule: messenger RNA, 1587 nt
Organism: Drosophila grimshawi
Lineage: Eukaryota; Metazoa; Arthropoda; Insecta; Diptera; Drosophilidae
Gene: ND-51
Product: NADH dehydrogenase [ubiquinone] flavoprotein 1, mitochondrial
Exons: 4
Coding region: 72-1502 (476 amino acids)
Biological process (GO): mitochondrial electron transport, NADH to ubiquinone
Molecular function (GO): NADH dehydrogenase (ubiquinone) activity; NAD binding; FMN binding
Source: RefSeq, a predicted model, not a curated record
CGACUGUGUGGCUGUGUGGCAACGCUGUACGCAAACGUCAAGUCGCAGCUGUCAGUCGUCUCGUACCGAAAAUGUCUGCAAUUGUGCGAUAUAAUUUGUUAACGAAACCGCAAUUUGUUGCGGCGCUGCCGUCGACUCUGCAGCUGCGCCUACAGAGCACUCAGGCCCCGCCACCCGGCACACCGCCACCACAAACGAAGACCAAAUUUGGUCCACUCGCCGAUGAGGAUCGGAUCUUUACCAAUCUUUAUGGACGCCACGAUUGGCGUUUGAAGGGUGCCCAGAAGCGUGGCGAUUGGUACAAGACCAAGGAGAUUGUGCUCAAGGGACCCGACUGGAUCAUCAAUGAGGUCAAAACGUCCGGUCUGCGUGGACGAGGUGGCGCCGGUUUCCCCAGCGGCAUGAAAUGGUCCUUCAUGAACAAGCCCGGCGAUGGACGUCCCAAAUAUCUUGUGGUGAAUGCCGAUGAGGGUGAACCGGGCACUUGCAAGGAUCGCGAUAUUAUGCGUCACGAUCCGCAUAAAUUGGUGGAGGGCUGUCUGAUUGCUGGUCGUGCGAUGGGCGCCCAGGCUGCCUACAUCUAUAUUCGUGGCGAGUUCUACAACGAGGCGUCCAACAUGCAGCUGGCCAUUGCGGAGGCCUACCAGGCAGGCCUUAUUGGCAAGGAUGCCUGCGGCACCGGCUACGACUUUGAUGUGUUUAUGCAUCGCGGUGCUGGCGCCUACAUUUGUGGCGAGGAGACGGCGCUGAUUGAAUCGUUGGAGGGUAAGCAGGGCAAGCCACGCUUGAAGCCCCCAUUCCCCGCCGAUGUGGGUCUCUUUGGCUGCCCCACGACGGUGACAAAUGUGGAAACGGUCGCUGUGGCGCCUACAAUUUGUCGUCGUGGCGGCAACUGGUUUGCCAGCUUUGGACGCACUCGUAAUUCCGGCACGAAGCUCUUCAACAUUUCGGGGCAUGUGAACAGGCCCUGCACCGUGGAGGAGGAGAUGUCCAUCCCCUUGAAGGAGCUAAUUGAACGCCACUGUGGCGGAGUCAUCGGUGGCUGGGAUAAUCUGUUGGGUGUCAUACCCGGCGGCUCCUCCACACCCAUCAUACCGAAGAAGGUGUGCGAUGAUGUGAUUAUGGAUUUCGAUGGUUUAAUUGCGGCCCAAACAUCACUGGGCACAGCGGCCAUCAUUGUGAUGGACAAGUCAACGGAUGUGAUCAAGGCUAUUGCUCGAUUAAUCCACUUCUACAAACACGAGAGCUGCGGUCAGUGCACACCUUGCCGCGAGGGAAUCGGCUGGAUGAAUAAGAUCAUGGAACGCUUUGUUAAGGGCGAUGCUCAACCUGCUGAGAUUGACAUGUUGUGGGAGAUAUCCAAACAGAUCGAGGGACACACGAUUUGUGCGUUGGGCGACGGUGCCGCUUGGCCGGUGCAAGGACUCAUUCGUCACUUCAGGCCCGAGAUCGAGAAGCGAAUGCAGUUGCAUGCGCAGCAGCCAAAGCGCGCCACUAAUUAAUGUAUACCGUUAUAGCUAAUUAUAUUUGAAUUAUGUUUUUAAUCGCGCGUCGUUUCUUGCAAAUAAAAGUGUAAAGUUCUCUAAA